This is a messenger RNA of Caenorhabditis briggsae, 1134 nucleotides long. It is a transcript of the gene Cbr-dmd-8, whose product is annotated as Protein CBR-DMD-8. Gene Ontology annotation, molecular function: RNA polymerase II cis-regulatory region sequence-specific DNA binding; DNA-binding transcription factor activity, RNA polymerase II-specific. Gene Ontology annotation, biological process: regulation of transcription by RNA polymerase II; sex differentiation. Gene Ontology annotation, cellular component: nucleus. The transcript has 4 exons. The record is from RefSeq and is a predicted model, not a curated record. Bases 1 to 1134 code for a protein of 377 amino acids. NCBI's taxonomy places the organism in Eukaryota, Metazoa, Nematoda, Chromadorea, Rhabditida, Rhabditidae.
AUGCUCUCCAAUUCCUCAUCCUCCUCAUCCAACUCUUCAUCCAACGACUCGUCUUCAUCGCUCUCCGCCGGGAGUCCACCAAAGGGAAGCUUGUCUCCAGAUGGUGGUGCUCAGCGCUUCUUCAGCCAAGGAAAGCGGAUUCCAAAAGAUGUAAAACGCCACUGUGGAAUGUGCAAACAGCAUGGUGUGAUUGUAGAGACCCGUGGACAUACCUGUGAGUUCAAAAACUGUGGUUGUGAGCACUGCGAUCUGGUCCGUAAGCGUCGGGAGAUCAUGUCAACUCAAAUUCGUCUCCGUCGAGAGCAGGAUAAAAAGUUUCAGCGUACCACUGAUAUCACCGAAGCCAAUGUGUUCCCGGGCUUCACUGUCGGUGAGCCCAUUGACGAGAAAGCCGCCCUGGAAACCAUGAACAUGUGCUACUUCUGUCAGAAAUGCAAAAAUCACAAUGUCCUUAUCUGGAAGAAAAAUCAUAAGAAGGACUGCAAGUAUAAGGAUUGCGAGUGUGAACAGUGCAACCUUAUUGACUCCCGUCGUGCUCUGGACCGUCAUAUUAAGAAACGAAAGAUAAAUUUGAAAGAGAACGUCGUGGAGGGGACGGCACCAAAGAGUCCAAAGAAAGAUCAGGAUUCUUCGAAUUCUGCAUCGUCGUCAUCUCUUUCAUCGUCCACUUGCAAUUCAGAUGAAUCUGGAUCAUCGGACUCUUCAUUAUCGGGGUUGUUGACAGAGAAGUUGAAGAUGACACCCCAGGUUCAAGUGAAGUUUGACUUCAGCACUGGAGGAUUCGUUGCCCCAUCGGCCACAGUGACCACUAGUCCAUCAGUGUCACCAUAUGAGACUCCAUCUCCACUACCACUAAUCUCCCUUCCACACUCUCCAGCUCCAAUGGCUUCACUCCCACAAGUUUCUCUUCCAUCUACACUUCCUCUUCCAUUCCUCACCGUACCAUCUUUAUUAACCACCGCUGCUGCGACCAACCCAUUCUUCUCAUCCUCUCUGAUGUAUACCACCGCUUCCAACUUGUUCACCAACCCAUUCUUAAUGCCCAUCACACCCAUUGAUAUGCAGAUGUUGUUCCAGAAUAUUCAGAAUAUUCGCGACAUGACUGCAGCCAUGACCAUGACUGAUACUGACUGA